This is a messenger RNA of Verticillium dahliae VdLs.17, 1463 nucleotides long. RefSeq lists its product as uncharacterized. Bases 702 to 1463 code for a protein of 253 amino acids. NCBI's taxonomy places the organism in Eukaryota, Fungi, Ascomycota, Sordariomycetes, Glomerellales, Plectosphaerellaceae. Gene Ontology annotation, biological process: mycotoxin biosynthetic process. The transcript is spliced from 2 exons. The record is from RefSeq and is a predicted model, not a curated record.
GGGAAGGUUUCAACAGUCGAAAAGACAAGAACACGUGACCCCUGUAUGGCAGAUCACCACUGGGAUACUGGAUCGCCGGCAAAGGCGCAUCUAUUGUUGAUCCCCCAUGCUUCUUCCCCUUGCGAACUUUCAUGUGGGGGGAUCAGACCCCUGUUUCGCUCCGAACUUGAACACUGAGACACGACACCACUGCGUCAGGAUCUAUGCUGAAACUCCGAAACGUAUUUUCGGCAGCCUGGAACGGAAUCGCCGCCCGCGAAGCAUUACUAUCGGAUUGCUGGCGAUUGGACACGCAGGGUUUCUCUGGCUCGCUUGCAUGUCUCUUUUGGAGACUGUCUCGCCUCGAAUUGCCCUGCUGUGUCGUAAUGCGCCGUCAGCAGUCGUUCACAGUGCUGGGGGCACAUGCGAGGAACUACAACCCGUCGAAUGGUAGGCCUGGGCCUGGAGGGCGACCCCUAUUUUGUGCACGGCACCAAACUAGACUGGGAGUUUACAGCACUCGUCUCAUCUGUGCUGGGUCUGAGCGAAUCUGUCGAGAGCGAGCGCCUCUGCGCCUAGCGAUGCUUUUCAACUUUCCUCCGUUUCGACCGCUUGCUGACUUUCCCAAGCCUUUCUCUCUUUUCCUGCCACUUCACUUCUUUUGAGCACCAGGCGUGCCAUUGUUUCCACGCGUUUUUGCCCUUAUUUCGAAGCCAACCAGCAUGUCGAGCAAGACCUACGAAUCGAGAAUCCCAGAGGAGGAUGAAGAAAGCCUUACAGAGACUCUAGCAGAGAGCGUGUCCGAUGAAAAGCGGGAAUGGAAGCGCAUGAGCUUGUAUGAAGAGCGGCCACGAAGCUGGUUCAAGUCCGUGAAACAGAACUGGCAGUGGCUGGCCCACGGCGUACUCUUGUCCAUGUCGCUGGUGUCGCUGGUGCAGGCGUACCGAAUUCGCCAUGCCGAUCGAGAUGUCUUCUUCACCAAGAAGUAUUCUUCCUAUUUUGGCGACCAGAUGAUCUCGCAGGCCGAGUUAGAACGUCUGGGUCUCGAUCCAACGUCCAUCAAGUGGAAACAUCCCACUACUGGCGAGGAGGGCUACCGUGUUGGCAUCGAGGUCUUCCACCAGCUACACUGCCUGAAUCUUCUUCGCAUGGCUACGUGGAGCGAAUACUACUCACAAGAGGAGGUCGGUGGUGACGUUGCCACUGAUCCUGAGGACCUCCGUGGGCAUAUUGGUAUGUCCAACGUCUACUCUCUGACGGCGAACAACUGCCGAGGCUUACUUGACAUAGACCACUGUCUCGAGGCGUUGAGGCUAAAUUUGAUGUGUCAAAGUGACAUUGGCAUCUUUACCUUCAAGAACUAUCCGGAUUUGCCAAUGGAAGGCCACUGGCCAGACUUCAGCACGUUGCAUGUCUGCCGCAACUUUGACGACAUCAGGAAUUGGGCCAUGGUCAACUCGGUAACGUUUGAAGAUGAGGAAUAG